UGAUCAACCUCCAGAAAAACAAUGCAAAAAAAUUUAAGUACUUAGAAAAUUAGGAAAAUUUGUAGUGUAUUGAAUGAAAAGCUAGGAUAAAAUGUGGUUAACUAGUAGAAUUUUAGCAAAAUCACCAUUUAUUGUGGUCCUUAGUAUUAUGGCAAUUGUUUUGCUUUCGUCAUCAGUUGAUGGACAAAAUAGAGCAAGCAAAUCCCACACAAUCGAAAAUCUACAAAAUGAGAAGGAAUUCAAGAAGCUUUUGAAAACCAAAAACAACAUCUUGAGUCUGUUUAUGAUGAGUACAAAGGAAAAUCAAAAUAUAUUAAAGAUUUUCCGAGAGAGCUCUGAGUUAGUUAAAGGACUCGGAACUUUGGUUGUCAUCGAUUGCUCUGCCGGCGAAAUGAAAAAAUUCUGUAAAAAACUCAAAAUUUCACCGCCUUUUGCGAUAAAGCAUUACAAGGAUGGCGAGUAUCACAAGGAUUACGAUCGAGCUAUCACAGUAACUAGCGUUUCGAACUUUUUGAAGGAUCCGACUGGUGAUCUCCCAUGGGAAGAAGAUGAAACUGGAGUGGAUGUAGUACACAUUCCUGACCCCUCAGCACUCACCAAAUUACUCAAAAAGGAAAGACGGCCAAUUUUAAUGAUGUUCUACGCUCCUUGGUGCGGGUUUUGUAAACGUUUAAAGCCUGAUUUCUCGCAAGCAGCUACCGAGCUAAAGAAAGACUUUGUACUGGCAGCCAUAGAUCUUAAUCGUCCAGAAAACUCUGCUCUUAGACGACAAUACAAUAUUUCUGGUUUUCCAACUUUGCUUUAUUUUGAAAACGGUGUACCAAAGUAUACAUUUGAGGGUGAAAACAACAAGAAUGGAAUUAUUGCUUUUAUGAAAAAUCCAACUGCAACACCACCGAAACAGCAAGAAGAAGACUGGUCUGCUGUAAGCAGUGAAAUUGUCCAUCUUACAUCCUCUAGUUUUGAACCAGCAUUAAAAGACGAAAAAUCUGUUUUGGUAAUGUUCUACGCUCCCUGGUGCGGUCAUUGUAAGAAAAUGAAACCGGAAUACGAAAAAGCGGCUGAAAAAAUGAAAAUAGAAAAGAUCCCAGGGGUUCUUGCUGCCUUAGAUGCUACAAAGGAAUCUCAAAUUGGUGCCAAAUAUGGAGUUAAAGGAUAUCCUACAGUAAAGUAUUUCGUGAAUGGAGAAUUUAAAUAUGAUGUCAAUGUCAGGGAUGCCGAUAAAAUUGUUGAAUUCAUGAAAGACCCCAAGGAAAUGCCCUUACCUGAACCUGAAAAAGCUUGGGAAGAAGAACCCUCAGAAGUUGUACACUUGAAUGAUGAAAAUUUUAAACCGUUUUUGAAAAAGAAAACUCAUGCCUUAGUUAUGUUUUAUGCCCCAUGGUGUGGGCACUGCAAACGAACAAAACCAGAAUUUGUAAAAGCCGCUGAAAAAUUUGUAGAUGAGCCAGGCAUAGAAUUGGCCGCCGUUGAUUGUACAAAAUAUCAAGCACUUUGUAGUUUUUAUAAUGUCAAAGGAUAUCCCACCAUCAAGUACUUUAAUUACUUAAAGAAUGUAAGAGAUUAUAACGGAGGGAGAACUGAAGCUGAUUUUGUCAAGUUUUUGACGAAUCCAGAUGAGUCACAAAAGGAAGAAAAUACACCCAAACAAGACACAUUUGGAGAAUACCCUGGCGUUGAGAAGGUGUUAUUGUUAUCUGAAAAGAGCUUUGAUGAUGAAUUACAAAAAUACGAUCAGGUAUUAGUCAUGUUUUAUGCCCCUUGGUGCGGUCACUGUUCGAAAAUGAAACCAGCUUACGUUGAAGCAGCUGUGAUGCUGGAAAAUGAAAAACUUUUCAAUAGCAAAAUAGCAGCUGUUGAUUGUACAGUGCAUAAAAAGUUGUCUGAACGUUUUGAAAUACGCGGAUUCCCAACAUUAAAAUUAUUCUCAAAAGGUCAAUUAAAAGCUGAAUAUGAUGGUAAACGCACAGCCGAAGCUAUUGUUGAAUACAUGAAAGCAACUGAUAAACAAUCAAAAAGAGACGAAUUGUGAUUUACUUGAAAAAUUAUUUUUAAUAGGUCUAAAUUUUUGAUCAUUUUCCUAAUAUAGCAUAAAAUUACCAUUUCUCCUUACUAAUAAAUGAUAAUAAAAAAUUAAAAAAAAUUGUCAAAAUCUAGUUUAACAAAAACUUAAUGAAUUAAAUAAAACUACAC
This is a messenger RNA of Culicoides brevitarsis, 2193 nucleotides long. RefSeq names its product protein disulfide-isomerase A5. The transcript is spliced from 8 exons. Gene Ontology annotation, molecular function: protein disulfide isomerase activity. The coding region runs from base 92 to 2032 and encodes 646 amino acids. The record is from RefSeq and is a predicted model, not a curated record. Gene Ontology annotation, biological process: protein folding. Gene Ontology annotation, cellular component: endoplasmic reticulum. NCBI's taxonomy places the organism in Eukaryota, Metazoa, Arthropoda, Insecta, Diptera, Ceratopogonidae.